GGCAUUGCCUCACAGACCUUCCUCAGAGCCGCUUUCAGAAAAGCAAGCUGCUUCUGGUUGGGCCCAGACCUGCCUUGAGGAGCCUGUAGAGUUAAAAAAUGAACCCCACGGAUAUAGCAGACACCACCCUCGAUGAAAGCAUAUACAGCAAUUACUAUCUGUAUGAAAGUAUCCCCAAGCCUUGCACCAAAGAAGGCAUCAAGGCAUUUGGGGAGCUCUUCCUGCCCCCACUGUAUUCCUUGGUUUUUGUAUUUGGUCUGCUUGGAAAUUCUGUGGUGGUUCUGGUCCUGUUCAAAUACAAGCGGCUCAGGUCCAUGACUGAUGUGUACCUGCUCAACCUUGCCAUCUCGGAUCUGCUCUUCGUGUUUUCCCUCCCUUUUUGGGGCUACUAUGCAGCAGACCAGUGGGUUUUUGGGCUAGGUCUGUGCAAGAUGAUUUCCUGGAUGUACUUGGUGGGCUUUUACAGUGGCAUAUUCUUUGUCAUGCUCAUGAGCAUUGAUAGAUACCUGGCAAUUGUGCACGCGGUGUUUUCCUUGAGGGCAAGGACCUUGACUUAUGGGGUCAUCACCAGUUUGGCUACAUGGUCAGUGGCUGUGUUCGCCUCCCUUCCUGGCUUUCUGUUCAGCACUUGUUAUACUGAGCGCAACCAUACCUACUGCAAAACCAAGUACUCUCUCAACUCCACGACGUGGAAGGUUCUCAGCUCCCUGGAAAUCAACAUUCUCGGAUUGGUGAUCCCCUUAGGGAUCAUGCUGUUUUGCUACUCCAUGAUCAUCAGGACCUUGCAGCAUUGUAAAAAUGAGAAGAAGAACAAGGCGGUGAAGAUGAUCUUUGCCGUGGUGGUCCUCUUCCUUGGGUUCUGGACACCUUACAACAUAGUGCUCUUCCUAGAGACCCUGGUGGAGCUAGAAGUCCUUCAGGACUGCACCUUUGAAAGAUACUUGGACUAUGCCAUCCAGGCCACAGAAACUCUGGCUUUUGUUCACUGCUGCCUUAAUCCCAUCAUCUACUUUUUUCUGGGGGAGAAAUUUCGCAAGUACAUCCUACAGCUCUUCAAAACCUGCAGGGGCCUUUUUGUGCUCUGCCAAUACUGUGGGCUCCUCCAAAUUUACUCUGCUGACACCCCCAGCUCAUCUUACACGCAGUCCACCAUGGAUCAUGAUCUCCAUGAUGCUCUGUAGAAAAAUGAAAUGGUGAAAUGCAGAGUCAAUGAACUUUCCACAUUCAGAGCUUACUUAAAAUUGUAUUUUAGUAAGAGAUUCCUGAGCCAGUGUCAGGAGGAAGGCUUACACCCACAGUGGAAAGACAGCUUCUCAUCCUGCAGGCAGCUUUUUCUCUCCCACUAGACAAGUCCAGCCUGGCAAGGGUUCACCUGGGCUGAGGCAUCCUUCCUCACACCAGGCUUGCCUGCAGGCAUGAGUCAGUCUGAUGAGAACUCUGAGCAGUGCUUGAAUGAAGUUGUAGGUAAUAUUGCAAGGCAAAGACUAUUCCCUUCUAACCUGAACUGAUGGGUUUCUCCAGAGGGAAUUGCAGAGUACUGGCUGAUGGAGUAAAUCGCUACCUUUUGCUGUGGCAAAUGGGCCCUCUAAUUAAUUUCUUGCUUUUGCGGAACAAUAUAGAUAACUGUUUUUCUAAUAACAUAUCUCAGGCAAAGUAUAUUCCAUUGAGCCAGAUGUAUGAAGAAACAAUUAGCGAAGUGAUGAAACCAGAUCUCAAUUAUUUAUUGUAAAGGAUUAUCUGUUAAUUGAAACCAAACUUUUUAUACUGAUAUAAGGGUAAGGAUAUGAAGACAUUAGCCAAGGUCUGCUUUCCAAACGUGAACUACAAGGCAUUCAAAAUCCAAACAUAUUUAUGAAAAUUCAAACACAGUUUCUCACUUGUUUGUGGACAUGUUUUGUUCUAAUUUUAACAGAGGAAUAUUAAAAAAUUUUAAAUAGGCUGGGCACGGUGGCCUGUAAUCCCAGCACUGUGGGAGGCCAAGGUGGGCGGAUCACCUGAGGUCAGGAGUUCGAGACCAGCCUGGCCAACAUGGAGAAACCCUGUCUCUACUAAAAAAUACAAAAUUAGCCAGGUGUGGUGGCGCAUGCCUGUAAUCCCAGCUACUCAGGAGGCUGAGGCUGGAGAAUAACUUGAAUCCGGGAGGUGGAGGUUGCGGUGAGCCGAGAUCGCGCCAUUGUACUCCAACCUGGGCAAAAAGAGCGAAACUCUGUCUCAAAAAAAAAAAAAAAAAAUUAAAUAAUACAUAGGCCAAGAAUACAUUUAUUUGAGGUCAUUUACUUGUUUUUUUUUUUUUUUUUUUUUUUGAGAUGGAAUCUUGCUCUGUCACCCAGUCUGGAGUGCAGUGGCGCGAUCUCGGCUCACUGCAAGCUCUGCCUCACGGGUUCGCACCAUUCUCCUGCCUCAGCCUCCCAAGUAGGUGGGACUACAGGCACCUGCCCCCAUGCCUGGCUAAUUUUUUGUAUUUUCAGUAGAGAUGGGGUUUCACCAUGUUAGCAAGGAUGGUUUUAAUCUCCUGACCUCGUGAUCCACCCGCCUCGGCCUCCCAAAGUGCUGGGAUUACAGGUGUGAGCCAUCACGCCCGGCCACUUGUUUAUUUUUUAUUUUAUUUUAUUUUAUUUUUGAGAUGGAGUCUCACUCUGUCACCCAAGCUGGAGUGCAGUGGCACUCGGUUCACUGCAAAGUCUGCCUCCCAGGUUCAAGCGAUUCUCCUGCCUCAGCUUCUCAAGCAGCUGGGAUUAGAGGUGUGCACCACUACGCCAGGCUAAUUUUUGUAUUUUUAGUAGAGAUGGGGUUUCACCAUAUUGGCCAGGCUAGUCUUGAACUCCUGACCUCAGGUGAUCUGCCUGCUUCAGCCUCCCAAAGUGCUGGGAUUACAGGCGUGAGCCACCUCGCCCAGCCAAGGUCUUUUACUUGUUUAUAAACAGUCUCUUCAUAAUUAAAAUUAAGGAUUAAUAAAGUAUGACAAUACCUCCUUAAUCAUUUUGAAGUGCCUGCUAUCAAUUGAAAUAAAAACAAUCAACUAAAA
Molecule: messenger RNA, 3025 nt
Organism: Homo sapiens (human)
Lineage: Eukaryota; Metazoa; Chordata; Mammalia; Primates; Hominidae
Gene: CCR4
Product: C-C motif chemokine receptor 4
Exons: 2
Coding region: 99-1181 (360 amino acids)
Biological process (GO): inflammatory response; chemotaxis; G protein-coupled receptor signaling pathway
Cellular component (GO): membrane; external side of plasma membrane; plasma membrane
Molecular function (GO): chemokine receptor activity; G protein-coupled receptor activity; C-C chemokine receptor activity
Source: RefSeq, marked reviewed